Molecule: messenger RNA, 786 nt
Organism: Drosophila hydei
Lineage: Eukaryota; Metazoa; Arthropoda; Insecta; Diptera; Drosophilidae
Product: speckle-type POZ protein-like
Exons: 3
Coding region: 1-786 (261 amino acids)
Biological process (GO): proteasome-mediated ubiquitin-dependent protein catabolic process; regulation of proteolysis
Cellular component (GO): cytoplasm
Molecular function (GO): ubiquitin protein ligase binding
Source: RefSeq, a predicted model, not a curated record
AUGCAAUUCCCCACGGAGAAAAGUAAUAAAUUGAAAUGGCGAUUGAAGCUGGAACUCAUCAGGAAGGAGGAUAAUGCACCCGAUUAUUUUAAGCUGACCUUAGACAGGAAUGAGUACUUUUUUGAGCAGGCAAAGAUCAUCUGCUCAAUAAUGAAUCACGAGGAAACGGAACAAAGAAAAUUGUGUAAAGUGAUCAGUAAUAAACCGAUUUGCUUUGAGCCCUUCAUAUAUUGCAGCAAACUCUUCGACGCGGAGAAAGAUUAUUUACCCAACGAUCAGUUGACAAUUUGUUGUCAAAUUCGAUUGCUCACAGAUACCGUUUGCACCUGUGGCACAGCGAAUCCCAUCAAAGUGCCCGAAAACAAAGUAGCUGAAGACUUUGGUAAGCUUUUCAACAAUGAACAGUUCAGUGACGUUAAGCUAAUGUCGAAUGGGCAUAAGAUAUAUGCACAUAAGAAUAUUUUAUCAGCUCGCAGCCAGUUCUUUGAGGCGAUGUUUCAAAAGGAACCACAGGAUUGUGUGAUCCUUAACGAUAUGGAUGCAAAGAUCAUGAUGGCAUUAGUUCGUUUCAUCUACACCGACGAAGUGACCAAUCUGGACAAGCACGACAAGCAACUGUUGGAGGCGGCUCAUAAGUUCAAACUGGCCAAACUGAAAGCUUUGUCUACCUACACAAGCUCCAAUCAGAACUUCUCAAAACCCGGAUGGAACACGCUGCAACAGCUUCGCCUUGAACCAGUGCCAAAUAAGGCGCAGAAGCCGCUGAUCUCGGGUGGCAAUUUUUAA